This is a messenger RNA of Striga hermonthica, 1314 nucleotides long. The record is from the annotation of a GenBank genome assembly. NCBI's taxonomy places the organism in Eukaryota, Viridiplantae, Streptophyta, Magnoliopsida, Lamiales, Orobanchaceae.
AUGCUCGAAAGGGCCCACUCUACGCGGCGGUCGCCGCACGCCAUCGAGGGCGUCGGGCCAGCGGAAGACGGCGGCGGCGAAGACGGCGACGAGUCCAAGAUGCGGAAGCAAAUGCCCGCGGUCGUGCGGAUCGCCAAUUACUUGACCCGAACCGGAUAUCUGUGGCCCAUCCUUCUAAUCGGGCUGAUCGUCGUUGCCAUCGCGACUGUAAUUAUCCACUCUCGAGAUUUGGUCUGCAUCUCGGCCUCGUCCGCCGAUCACGUAUCGAGGUUAAAGUUCUUUGGGUUUGAUGAGCUGGAAUCGGAUUUCGGAUCCCUUGGUGUUCCCUGGUGCAGAUCGAAACACGGUAAAACUGUGGAAUGGACGUCAAAGGAUUUGCUCAGAGGUCUUGAGGAGUUUGUGCCUAUAUACGAAACUCGGCCCAUUCAGAACAACAUGUACGGGAUGGGAUUCGACCACAGUUUUGGGCUUUGGUUUAUCACAAGAUGGUUACAGCCGGAGCUGAUGAUUGAGAGUGGUGCUUUUAAAGGUCACUCGACUUGGGUCUUGAGGCAAGCAAUGCCCGAUACACCCAUUGUCUCACUUUCGCCACGUCAUCCAGAGAAAUACCUGAAGAAGGGGCCCGCUUAUGUCGAUGGAAAUUGCACAUACUUCGCUGGGAAGGAUUUUGUCGAUUUUGGUAGCAUGGAUUGGGAAAGGGUGAUGAGAAAACACGGGAUUAAAGACCGUAAUCGGGUUCUUGUCUUCUUUGAUGACCACCAAAAUGAACUAAAAAGAUUAAAGCAAGCUCUGAAAGCAGGUUUCCAUCAUUUAGUUUUUGAGGAUAAUUAUGAUACUGGAACUGGAGACCAUUAUUCGUUCAGGCAAAUUUGUGAUCAAUUUUAUAUAAGAGGUGGCGGACACAGCUGCUUCAAAGACAGUGACGAGGCCAGGAUAAGACAAAGGCGUAGAAAAUUCUGGGAAAAAGCAGUCGACAUAAACGAGCUGUGUGGGCCCCAUGAAGCAUGGUGGGGUGUGAGGGGUCAAAUGCGGGACGACUUUUACCACAGUAACAAACCGAUUAGCUACAGUGAACAUUUUCAGAACAGCAGAUUUGUUGAGUCGGUUCUGGACAUGUACUGGGAGUUACCCCCAGUGGCUGGCCCAUCUCUCACUCAUCAGACGAGAUAUGACCCAGCCCGUGCCCCAAGGCCGAUUAUUGAAGAUGGUAGGUAUGGUUUAUUUCGAAGGCUUGGGUUAUCACAGUUCGAUAUUUCUGUUUUUAACGGGUAUACACAGAUGGUUUAUCUUCAGGUAUCUAAACCGGAAACGUGA